UCCUGAGCCCGGCGCCGCUGGGAGCUGUAGUUCCCCGGGUCCCGUCUAGGCGCCGGCCGGGCUCUCCGCCCGUCAUGCUGUGCGCUUCCGGCGGCCUCCUAGCGGCCACCGCGCUCCCGGGCCAGCCCCCAGGCCGGGCCGCCGCGCCCCGCUGUCGCCGCCGGGACCCGCCCUUCCCCGGGGAUCCCGAGCUCUCCCCGGACGUCCUCUUGGCCGACAGGAUCGCUAGACGCAGCCUGCCCGCGGGCCGCAGGGCCUUCCUGAGGCGGGGCCGCAUGCCUCCGGCCGUGGGCGGAGGCCUGGCGGCGUCCGAGCUGCGGGCUCGGAAGGGCAAGGCCGGGCCGCAGGCAGGAAUCGCGGACCGGGACGAGACCCCCACGAGGAACCCCAAACGGCUUGCGCAGGGCCCGGGAUGCGGAGGCGCGGCCGGCCGCGGGGCGCUGCUGGCCCUGGUGACACUGCUGGCCUUCGCCACCCGCUUUCACCGCCUGGACCAGCCGCCGCACAUCUGCUGGGAUGAGACACACUUUGGAAAGAUGGGGAGCUACUACAUCAACCGCACCUUCUUCUUCGACGUGCACCCGCCCCUGGGGAAGAUGCUCAUAGGCCUUGCUGGCUACCUGAGUGGAUAUGACGGCACCUUUUUGUUCCAGAAGCCGGGGGACAAGUAUGAGCAUCACAGCUACCUGGGAAUGAGAGGAUUCUGUGCGUGCCUCGGCUCCCUGCUGAUCCCUCUGGCCUACCUCACCGUGGAGGAGCUGUCCCACUCGCUGCCCGCGGCCCUGCUCACUGCCGCCCUGCUCACCUUUGAUACAGGAUGCCUGACUCUGUCCCAGUACAUCCUCCUCGACCCCAUCCUGAUGUUCUUCAUCAUGGCCGCCAUGCUAAGCAUGGUCAGGUACAACUCCUGCACUGACAGGCCCUUCUCUGCUCCCUGGUGGUUCUGGCUCAGCCUGACUGGCGUCAACCUGGCUGGUGCUCUUGGGGUCAAGUUUGUCGGGCUCUUCAUCAUCCUGCAGGUGGGGUGGAACACCGUUUCUGACCUCUGGGGCCUGCUUGGAGACCUCAGCAUCUCACUGGUGACCGUGGGGAAACACGUGGCCGCUCGUGUGGUGUGUCUCAUCCUGCUGCCCCUGGCUCUCUACACUGCCAUGUACGCCGUCCACUUCACGGUGCUGAGUAAGAGUGGUCCCGGUGAUGGCUUCUUCAGCUCUGCCUUCCAGGCCCGGCUGUCAGGAAACAACCUUCAUAACGCCUCCAUCCCAGAACACCUGGCAUACGGCUCAGUGAUCACCGUGAAGAACCUGCGCAUGGCCAUGGGCUACCUGCACUCCCACCAGCACCUGUACCCUGAGGGCGUCGGUGCCCGCCAGCAGCAGGUCACCACGUAUUUGCACAAGGACUUCAACAACCUGUGGAUUAUCAAGAAGCACAAUACCGUCUCAGACCCGCUGGACCCUGCCUAUCCAGUGGAGUUUGUAAGACACGGAGACAUCAUCCGGCUAGAACACAGAGAGACUUCUCGGAACCUGCAUAGUCACUAUCACGAGGCCCCCCUGACCCGGAAGCACUACCAGGUCACUGGCUAUGGCAUAAAUGGGACAGGGGACUCCAAUGAUUUCUGGCGGAUUGAGGUCGUAAACCGAAAAUUUGGCAACCGGAUCAAAGUGCUGAGAAGCCGAAUCCGCUUCAUCCACCUGGUCACGGGCUGCGUCCUGGGCUGCUCGGGAAAGGCCCUGCCUAAGUGGGGCUGGGAACAGCUGGAGGUUACCUGCACCCCAUACCUGAAGGAUACGCUCAACUCCAUCUGGAACGUGGAGGAUCACAUCAACCCCAAGUUGCCAAACAUCAGCCUGGACGUGCUACAGCCUGGCUUCCCUGAGAUCUUCCUGGAGUCCCACAUGGUGAUGAUCCGGGGCAACAACGGCCUUAAGCCCAAGGACAAUGAGUUCACCUCCAAGCCCUGGCACUGGCCCAUCAACUACCAGGGCCUGCGCUUCUCUGGCAUCAAUGACACCGACUUCCGGGUGUACCUGCUUGGCAACCCGGUGGUGUGGUGGCUGAACCUGGCGAGCGUGGCCCUCUACCUCCUCUUGGGGGGCGUCCUGGCUGUGGCUAUGCGGAGGGGCGUGUGUCUGCCCAAGGAGCUGCAAGGACUGUCCCGGGUGCUGCUGCAGGGCGGCGGCCAGCUCCUGCUUGGCUGGGGGCUGCACUACUUCCCCUUCUUCCUCAUGGGCCGCGUCCUCUACUUCCACCACUACUUCCCGGCCAUGCUCUUCUCCAGCAUGCUCACAGGCCUCCUGUGGGACAGCCUCUUGCGGCUCUGCGCCUGGCGUCUGGGCAGGGGCGUCCACGCAGUGGGGAUCCUCGGCCUGCUGCUGGGUACGGCCUACAGCUUCUACCUCUUCCACCCUCUGGCUUAUGGGAUGGUCGGCCCCCUGGCCCAGGAUCCCCAAAGUCCCAUGGCAGGACUGCGCUGGCUGGAAUCAUGGGACUUCUGAGGCCACUGUGAGGACUCUGGCCUGGGACCAGGACUUUCCAGGGACGGCCAACCCUGGAACCUAUGCCUAGACUCGCCUGGCUGUGGGAGAAGCCACCCCAGAGCCCAGGGCUCUGCUGCCCGGUGGCCCCAUGACUGAGCCCCCCCCCUCCCCUCGAACAUGGCUCAGCUCGGGGACAGAGCGUGACAUGUGGGAGAGGGUGUGUGAGUGCGUGCGUGCAAGUGUGUGUCUGAUCCACGGCUGCAGGCUGAGUGUCAUAAACACUGAGAAACAGG
Molecule: messenger RNA, 2776 nt
Organism: Erinaceus europaeus (western European hedgehog)
Lineage: Eukaryota; Metazoa; Chordata; Mammalia; Eulipotyphla; Erinaceidae
Gene: POMT2
Product: protein O-mannosyltransferase 2
Exons: 21
Coding region: 75-2501 (808 amino acids)
Biological process (GO): protein O-linked glycosylation via mannose
Cellular component (GO): endoplasmic reticulum; membrane
Molecular function (GO): dolichyl-phosphate-mannose-protein mannosyltransferase activity
Source: RefSeq, a predicted model, not a curated record